AUGAGAGUUCUUAAUUUCCCUUUUAUAUUGAAUAAAAGAUCUUAUUUUAGUAUAUACAAUUUUUUUAUUUCCAUAAGAAAAGGUGGUGAAUCGACGUUAAAGAAUGAUAUAAAAUAUAGCUAUAUAAAAGAAUUAUUAACAUAUGAGAAAGAAAAAAUAAAAUUAAAAAAAAAUGUAAACGAAUAUGAUGAAAAUAAGAAUAUUAGUAAUAAACAUUCUAAUGAAUACAUAAAAGAUAUGGAAGAGAAAAUAAAAAAUCAUAAUGAUUUAAUUAAUGAUAAUGAAAAUAAUAAAAAAGUAAAACAUUUAAUUAAAAUAAAUAAAACUGAAGGAGGAAUAAAAAUAAAAUGUUCUACAUCUUUAAUAUAUAUGUUAUCAUUAAAGUGUAGAUAUAUUGAAAGUAUAUGGUUAAAUGUUGCAAAAAAUAAAAAAUGUAAUUCUUUAAAUUGUUUAAGAGAAAUUUUUUUAAAUAUUGAAUGGAAUAAAUAUAUUCAUUAUGAAGAUUUAAAAUCUAUUCCUUUAAAAAUUAUAUGUACACAAUCUACAUUAUUUGAUAUAUCAAAUUUAAAAAAUGAAAUAUAUAAAUAUAUAAAUGAAGUCAAUUUAAUGUCUCAAGGUUAUCAACAUAUAUCAUCAGAUGUAGAGACUAUUAAAAAUAUAAAAAGUGACAUAAACUCAGGAUAUUCAAAUGAUAAUGUUAUAACUUCAAAAGAGUUAACUGAUACACAAAAAGAUAUAUUAUAUUCUAAUUAUCAUACACUCCAUAGUAAUAAUUGUUCAACUACGUUUGAAAAAAUAGAUAACAAAAAUUAUUUUUUAAAAAACAUAUGGAAUUUAUUAUGUGUCCAUAUACAUAAUAAUAUAUGUAAUGUAGAUAUAAAAUUUACAGGGAAAUUAUCUCCAAGGUUUUAUCAAUAUGUUAAUAUGAAAGAAUUAAAAGAUAUACAAAAUAUAGAUAAAUAUGAAAAUAUAAAUUUUUCAUCUCUUUUUUAUAAACAUCCUACAAUAAAUGAUGAGAAAAUAAAAAAUAUUGUCAAUCAAACUAUACCUUAUUGGUCUGUAUGUGAAGAAAAGAAAAAGAUACAAAUGGAUUAUGAAAAAGAAAUACAAAUAAAUAAAAACACAGAUGAUAUUUAUUAUAAGUAUAAUUAUUUCUUAGAUCCUUAUAAUAAAAAAUUAGGUGUCUCUAAUGAUAAUUCACAUCAAGAUAUAUAUUCAUCAUUAACAAACCAACCAAAAAAAGAUAAUCAUUCAUUUAUUUUAAAUGAUGAAGAAUUGUUAUUAAAAAAUGAAACAUAUGAAGAAAAAAAUAAAAAUAUAUAUAUGGAAAAUAAUAAUAAUGAUAAUAUAGAACAUUAUAAAAAUCAUAAUGUUAUAAAUGAUGAAAAAGAAAAUGAGAUAUAUAAUUUAAAAGGUCCUUUAUCAAAAGAUUUUAAUAUAAACAAAUAUAAUAUGAUUAAAUAUUUAAAUGAUAUAGAACUUAGAAGAAUGAAUUAUUAUAAUAAUAAUUUUUUUUUAAGUGAUGAUAGUUAUGAUUCUUCAAGUUGUAUAUAUUCAUUAAUUAUAAAAAAAUGUUUACACAAUAAAACAAAUAUAAAUAUUAUAUGGGAUCCAUUUUGUAGUACUGGAAAUUUAAUAUUUGAAUUAUUUUCUUAUUUACUAAAUAUUCCAUUAUAUAAUCAAGACGAGAUAUUACCCUUUAUGAAUUUAAAAAUAUAUAACCAUGACGAAUUUCUUAAUAUAUACAAUUAUAACAUGAAUCAUUUAAUUAAUAAUUAUUCAAAUAUACAUUUAAUAGGUAGUGAUAAUAGAAAUAUGAUGAUUUUACAAUGCAAAAAAAAUUUGGUUAGAUAUGCCUUAUAUUAUAAAAAAAUAUUAAAAUAUAUUAAAAAUAAAAAGAAAAAUGAUAUAACCACUAAAAUGGAUGUUGAUAUACCUUUUAAUGCAAACAAACAAAAUAACCUUAGUGAUUAUACUUGUUCAAAUUAUAUAAAAAAAAAUUCCUUCUUAAAAAAUGUCUUAAAAGAAGACUUACAAGAACAUGAUGAUGAAGAAAAUGAUACUGAUGAUAUGAAUAACCUUUUUGAUGAAACGUCUCCCUGGAAUUUUUCUACUGACAUGGAUGAAUUGUGUGAAAUAAAGGAAGAAACUAUGAAAAAUAAAAAAAAUAAAAAAAAUAUUAAUACUUUAAAUAGUAUUCAUAACAAAAUCAUAAAGAAUGAAGAAAAAAAGGCUAAUAUAUCAGAUCAAUGUACUGAUGAAAUUAAAGCCCCUGAUAUUGAUAUAAUAUCUAUAUCAACAGAGGAAGAUAAAAAGUACAAUAUAAAUUUACCUUUUGAUGUUUCUUUUCACAAGGCUCAUUUUUUUAAUCUAUCCCCCUUUAUAAAAAAUGCAAUAAUUAUAACAAAGAUGCCUCACUUUAAUUUCUCAAAGGAACUGGGUGUUAACAAAAAAACGUUCAUGUUAUAUGAACAGUUCGAUCAAAUGCUGUGCUCAAAAAAUGAUUGGAAAGGUGUUUACGUGUUGAUAAGAAAUAAAACAUUUUUGAAUAAAUCAAAAUUAGAAUGGAAUAAAAUAUUAUCAAUAAAAGAUUCUAAAGGCAGAUUUCUAACCUUACUCUCAUGGACUGGAAGGAAAAAAAAUUUAUAUUCCUUGAACAAUGAAUAUGAUAAAUUGAAGGAACUAGAAAAGUUUAGUGAGAAAUUAAAGUUUGACAUAUAA
Molecule: messenger RNA, 2721 nt
Organism: Plasmodium adleri (nom. inval.)
Lineage: Eukaryota; Apicomplexa; Aconoidasida; Haemosporida; Plasmodiidae
Product: conserved Plasmodium protein, unknown function
Exons: 2
Coding region: 1-2721 (906 amino acids)
Source: RefSeq, a predicted model, not a curated record